Erythranthe guttata (spotted monkey flower) is the source of this 659-nucleotide messenger RNA. Its product is annotated as mitochondrial import inner membrane translocase subunit TIM14-3. The record is from RefSeq and is a predicted model, not a curated record. Lineage: Eukaryota; Viridiplantae; Streptophyta; Magnoliopsida; Lamiales; Phrymaceae. Gene Ontology annotation, molecular function: ATPase activator activity. Gene Ontology annotation, biological process: protein import into mitochondrial matrix. Gene Ontology annotation, cellular component: PAM complex, Tim23 associated import motor.
AGAUUCCUCUGUAAAUAGAGUUCGAAAACCAGAGGAACAAGCGAAUAAUUAAUAAGGCUUAGAAAUUCUUCUUCGUAGAAUUUUGUUUCAGGUGUUUGAUCAGAGCUCCUUUAUUAAUUGGGCUUCUGGGUUUCUUACAGAAUUAAUCAUGGCAUCGCCUAUAGUAAUAGGUGCUACGGUCGGAACCGCUGCAUUGGGAGCUAGGUAUUUGAUGAGAGCAUGGCAGGCCUUUAAAGCUCGCCCCGUAAUUCCGCGCGCACGUAGAUUUUAUCCAGGUGGAUUCGAACAAGUCAUGACAAAACGAGAGGCCGCCUUGAUUCUUGGAGUGAGGGAACGUGAGGUUCUACAGAAGAUAAAGGAGGCGCAUAGGAGAGUGAUGGUGGCGAACCACCCCGAUGCUGGCGGCAGCGAUUUCCUUGCUUCGAAAAUAAACGAAGCUAAAGAGAUUUUGAUGAAGAAAACGAGUGCAGCGGGUUCCGUAUUUUGAUACUCGAAAACUCGAAAACGAAGCAUCUUGAAUACUAUUCGAAUUUUUUGUAUUUUUUACAGAAAAUACUAUUUGAUAUUUAUUGAGUGUCUUCAUUAUCCAACAAUUCUUCUAAAUUUCAUAAUUAAUAAUUACUAAUUUAAUAAUUGAAAUUAAUUAAUAUUUGAGGGUU